CACAGCUCCCACCAGCUUUCUAGGGACAUCGGGGACAGCUCAGGACACGGGUGGUCGGUGCACACAGCAGGGACAGUUCAAAACACGGGUGGUCGGUGCACACAGCAGGGACAGUUUAGAACACGGGUGAUCAGUGAACACAACAGGGACAGUUCAAAACACGGGUGGUCGGUGCACACAACAGGGACAGUUCAGGACACGGGGGGGUCUGUGCGCACAACAGGGACAGUUCAGGACACGGGUAGUCUGUGCGCACAACAGGGACAGUUCAGGACACAGGUAAUCUGUGCGCACCACAAGGACAGUUCUCGGGUAAUCUGGGCACUCACGGUAGGUGGCUUGCAGACACUCAGCAGCAGGUGGCUUCCAGGG
Staurois parvus is the source of this 372-nucleotide messenger RNA. Lineage: Eukaryota; Metazoa; Chordata; Amphibia; Anura; Ranidae. The record is from the annotation of a GenBank genome assembly.